Aspergillus ruber CBS 135680 is the source of this 1485-nucleotide messenger RNA. RefSeq names its product putative MFS transporter. Gene Ontology annotation, cellular component: membrane. NCBI's taxonomy places the organism in Eukaryota, Fungi, Ascomycota, Eurotiomycetes, Eurotiales, Aspergillaceae. The record is from RefSeq and is a predicted model, not a curated record. Gene Ontology annotation, biological process: transmembrane transport. The transcript is spliced from 2 exons. Gene Ontology annotation, molecular function: transmembrane transporter activity. Bases 1 to 1485 code for a protein of 494 amino acids.
AUGGACACCGCUGAGUCUCAUGUCGAUAACACAGCCAAAACAGAUCAUCCCUUCGAGGAGUCGGUAGGAAACAGGAACAGAACCAGAACAAUUAUCAGCAACGAUGCCUACAGCAGACUGCAACCGGAGGAGUUUACGAGUCUUGAGAAAAAGGUCCGACUCAAAAUUGACAUUCGUCUCUGUACAAUCGCAGGUACCCUGUGCUGUUUGAAUCUCCUGGACUCGGGCAUCCUCUCCUCAGCCUCAGUCACCACCAUGUUCGAAGACCUGGAUCUUCACGGCACACGAUACUCUGUCUCCGUCUUUAUAUUUACAAUUGUCAAUGUGGUCUUUAAACUUCCCAGCACUGUGGCUGUGCGUCUUGUCGGGCCGCGUCUCUGGCUUUCGUCCACUACGGUCUGUUUCGGUGUCAUUACUCUCUGCACGGCCUUUGUUCACACGUGGGGACAAAUGAUUGCCCUGCGCGUGCUGUUGGGAGUCGCUAUGUCUGGAAUCUAUCCAUCUAUGACCUACCUCAUCAGCGCCUGGUACACCCGGCGCGAGCAGCAGCUUCGCUUCGCUGCGAUGCAAUCUGGCGAAGUGCUCGGGCUGGCUACGGGUAACAUUAUCAAUUAUGCACUCAAUCAUCUCAAUGGAAAAGGCGGACUGGCAGGCUGGCGCUGGAUGUUUCUCGUUCAGGGCCUUAUCGCCUGUGUGAUCGGCAUCGGCACGUAUUGGUGGAUGAUUGACUUUCCGGAACAGGCGCAUCGCAGCUUCCGCUUUCUGACAGAGAGGGAGGCCUACAUAGCAUCCCAGCGAAUUCAGCAUGAUCGUGGCGAUGUUGUCGCGGAGCCUUUCUCAUGGAGCAAAGUCUGGGUGUGCUUUGCGGACCACAAGCUUUAUGGGUUCUCUGUCAUGUUCUUUCUGUUAAAUCUGGUGUCGACCUCCUUGAGCUAUUUCCUUCCCAUAAUAUUGCAGUCCGGCAUGGGAUUUUCCAGUAGUGCAUCCAUUAUCCUGUCCACUCCGCCAUACUACUGGGCCGUUAUCCCCGUUUUGCUCACCUCUCUAAUUGGAGACGCUUACCGCAUCCGCGGGCCCCUCAUCAUCAUCAAUUCCUUCUGUCUUAUCGCUGGUUUUUUGAUGCUGGGCCUCUCUUCCCAAGUCACAGUCCGCUACAUUGGCACCUUCCUCGCAACCGGCGCAUAUGUCUCCAACUGGGCGGCACUGAACGCAUUCAUGGCCAACAAUAUAGUUGGUCAGUGGAAGCGAGCUACUGUCGCAGCCGCUGUUGCGGCAUGCAAUGGACUCGGGGGAGUGGCGGGGAGUUAUAUCGUGAGGCAACAAGAGGCACCACAGUAUCCGACUGCUGUGUGGGUGUCUGUGGGCUCGCAUAUUCUCAUGAUUGGGAUUGUGGCCGUAUUUACGGUGUACUUUUUUCUGUGUAAUCGGAGGGCGAUUCGACGGGGAACGGUAUGUCUUAUGCAUUGUUUUACCAUGUGGGCAUGA